CGGCGCGCGCGCGGCCUGCGCGGCCCUGCGCGCGCACCGAUGCAGCUCGGGCAGCGCGUGUGGCGCGCCACGCCGCGCGCCCUCGCGGAGCUGGGCCUGUGCCGCGCCCUGGAGCGGCGGCCGUGGCGCCUGGAGCGCGAGGCCUGCGACGCGCUGCAGGCGAGGCUGGCGCUGGGCGCCGACGCCCUCCUCGUGGCCCUGGCGCGCUGGCUGGCGCAGACCGCGCCCGCGCCGGUGGCCGUGGGCCGCGCCAGCGGCAGCGGCUGCGUGUACCUGGGUCCCGCGCUGGACCUGCAGGCCCUGCGGCUCACCCCGGUGCAGGUGCUGGUCGCGAACCUCUUCGCCAACGGCGAGCCCGGGCUGGAAGCCCUGUCCGCGGCCCAGCCUCCCUGCGUGGCGUCCGCGGAGCUGCUGCGGGAGGUGUGCACAAUCGAGCACGCGAGGUGGCUAGACCCCCGGCCAGCGGCCGAGGCCACGACGCUGGAGGAGAUGAUGGGCAAUACCGUCGCUGUACGACCUCAUCGGCCACGGACACGGCUGAACCGGCGGCGGGGAGCCGGCCGGGGACUGCCUGCGGCACGCCGGCUACGGCCUGGGGGGCCUUGGUGACGCGGCGACCGACCAGGCCGUGGCGAUCGCUGCCGCGGAC
Prorocentrum cordatum is the source of this 649-nucleotide messenger RNA. Lineage: Eukaryota; Dinophyceae; Prorocentrales; Prorocentraceae. The record is from the annotation of a GenBank genome assembly.